AUGUUGAGCACAUCAGAUGGAUCACUCGUUGGUAUCUCUAACCUACCAAAUCAGCGUUAUAAAAUCGUCUCCAAUAAGGGAGGUGUGUUUACGUUCAUGUGCUGUGGUGAAUCAGGUUUAGGUAAAACAACUUUUAUUAAUACCCUUUUCCAAACAACUUUAUCACCAUUAGACAACCAGAAUAGACGCCAGCAACCUAUCAGGAAGAGCUCAGAGGUUAAUGUUAUUCGUGCAAUGUUGGAGGAGAAAAACUUCUCUUUGAGGGUGAAUGUUAUUGAUACUCCUGGAUUCGGUGACAAUGUGAACAAUAAUAAGUCUUGGCAGACUAUCGUGGAUUUUAUUGACGACCAACAUGACUCUUAUAUGCGCCAGGAACAGCAGCCCCACCGGUCGGUGAAGUUCGAUUUAAGGGUUCACGCUGUGUUGUAUUUCAUUAGGCCUACUGGACAUGGCUUAAAGCCGCUAGAUAUCCAAACCAUGAAGCGUAUAUCCACAAGAGCGAACUUGAUUCCUGUGAUUGCAAAGGCGGACACAUUGACUGCCAAGGAAUUACAGGACUUCAAGGUUCGGAUUAGACAAGUUAUUGAGGCCCAGGAUAUUUGUAUUUUUACGCCUCCCUUGGACGAAGCAGACCAAGGAGAUCCAGCUGCUCUGGAGCACGCAAGACAAUUGGUCCAAUCAAUGCCAUUCUCGGUUAUUGGGUCCGAAAAGAAAUAUGACAAUGGGUCUGGUACCACAGUGGCGGCAAGAAAGUACCCAUGGGGUCUCGUGGAAGUCGAAAAUGACGCUCAUUGUGAUUUCCGCAAACUAAGAUCGUUGCUAUUGAGAACCAACUUGCUCGACUUGAUCUUGACCACUGAAGAACUACACUACGAAACUUACAGAAGAUUGCGUCUAGAAGGUAAUUCGUCCGCCGAGGACAAGGAUGGUAUUCUUCCUCACCCUGCUCCCGCCAGAAAGUUGUCUCAUAAUCCAAAGUUUAAGGAGGAGGAGAAUGCAUUGAAGAAGUAUUUCACAGAUCAAGUGAAGGCCGAGGAACAAAGGUUCAGGCAAUGGGAACAAAAUAUUGUUAGCGAGAGAAUCAGAUUGAAUGGAGACUUGGAAGAAGUCCAAGCUAAGGUAAAGAAACUGGAAGAACAAGUCAGGGCAUUGCAGCUAAGAAAACAUUAA
Messenger RNA from Eremothecium sinecaudum, 1170 nucleotides. RefSeq names its product septin CDC12 (gene CDC12). Gene Ontology annotation, biological process: cytoskeleton-dependent cytokinesis. Gene Ontology annotation, cellular component: septin ring; cytosol; cell division site. The record is from RefSeq and is a predicted model, not a curated record. The transcript has a single exon. Lineage: Eukaryota; Fungi; Ascomycota; Saccharomycetes; Saccharomycetales; Saccharomycetaceae. Gene Ontology annotation, molecular function: GTP binding; GTPase activity; molecular adaptor activity. Bases 1 to 1170 code for a protein of 389 amino acids.